Solanum stenotomum is the source of this 799-nucleotide messenger RNA. Its product is annotated as cucumber peeling cupredoxin-like. The coding region runs from base 83 to 643 and encodes 186 amino acids. Gene Ontology annotation, molecular function: electron transfer activity. The record is from RefSeq and is a predicted model, not a curated record. Gene Ontology annotation, cellular component: plasma membrane. The transcript has 2 exons. NCBI's taxonomy places the organism in Eukaryota, Viridiplantae, Streptophyta, Magnoliopsida, Solanales, Solanaceae.
AUAGACAUCUCAUUCUUAAUUCCCUACCAAACUAGCAAUUACCAAUAAAGUGCAAAAAAUAACGUUACCAAAAAAUUAAGACAUGGACAAAAUGUUGUACAUGAUCGUCUUUAGUGCUUUAGUCAUCGCAAAUAUGGUGCAAGACACGGCAGCACAAACGGUGCAUGUGGUAGGGGACAACAUGGGUUGGACCGUACCAAGCAAUGGCGCAGUUGCUUACUCAAAUUGGGCUGCUGGAAAAACAUUCAGAGUUGGCGAUACUCUAGUGUUCAAUUUUGCGACUGGUCGACAUGACGUGCAACAAGUAGAAGAAACUUCGUUCGAUGGAUGCAAUUCGCAGAAUGCAAUAGGCGCUGCCAUAAUGACAGGACCAGCAAAUAUAACUCUUAAUUCUACUGAUGAUCACUAUUUCAUUUGUACUAUUGGCGCACACUGCCAAGGUGGACAGAAAUUAGAAAUUUCAGUUUCCGACGACAGCACUAGUACUCCAGGUACCAACCCACCUACACCAUCUGUUGAUGGACCUACAGGUUCCGUUCCUGGUGGUGUUGUUCCUCCUCCUCCUCCGCCUUCGUCCUCAACGACCGUAUUGGCCAGCUUUGUGCUCAGUCUAUCCGCAAUUGCCUUGGCCAUUUUUCAUUAAAUUGGACCAUUUAAGUAUUCAUAUAGUUUAUAUAUAUACGUUCUACGAUGUAACCAUACUAGAUUGUAUCGGAUUCAGUUUUGUUUUAAUUGAUGAUUGUAUUUGGGAUAUUUUACGUGUUAAAGGUUAAAUAAAGGUAGUUUCUUUGCUAUCAUA